Molecule: messenger RNA, 222 nt
Organism: Staurois parvus
Lineage: Eukaryota; Metazoa; Chordata; Amphibia; Anura; Ranidae
Source: the annotation of a GenBank genome assembly
UGUUAUAAAAUGUUGUAAAUAAGUGAUUUUUCUCCUUCACUGAUGUGCGCUAAUGAGGCUGCAGUGAUGGGCACUGAUAGGCUGCACAGAUGGACACUGAUAGGUGGCACUGAUGAGGAGGCACUGGUAGGUGGCACUGAUGAGGGGAGGCACUGGUAGGUGGCACUGAUGGAUAUUGACGGGCUGGCACUGUUAGGCGGCACUGAUAUGCACUGAAAGGCA